Messenger RNA from Cuscuta campestris, 841 nucleotides. Lineage: Eukaryota; Viridiplantae; Streptophyta; Magnoliopsida; Solanales; Convolvulaceae. The record is from the annotation of a GenBank genome assembly.
GGCUAGCUGCAGCCUCCUCCCACUCCCUUUUUCUUCUAAAAACCAUACUGGUUUCCAAUAAGUGCGAAGUCUCGGGACAAAGAUUUCCCAGUUUAAAUCACCAUUAAUGAUUUCUUGUAGAAAUUGGAGUUUCUUGUUCCCCCUUCUGAAGAAGCUUAAACCCAUUAAUAAUAAUUGCUUGACCUGAGCAGCGCCUGUGCCUACGAUGUCGUUCCACUCUUCUGGUUUUUGCAUCGCUCCGCUUCUUGCUUUCAUUGGAGGCUGCUUUGGUAUUUGUGCCAAAUCUAUGGAAGACUCUCCUUCAUCAAAUGCAUUGGGAACGAAUGGGCAGUCGUUGAUGAAAACAAGCAUAUCUGAUGGUUUUUGGAGUACUAGCACCCAUGACUUGGAGAACAUUAUUAAACUUAUGCCUCCGGGAAGUACUAGCAGCAGCCAUGAUGAUGAGUUUGUAAAUCAGGGUUAUCUAAAAUGGCAACAGAAUAGGCUUCAGUGGCUGGGAUGUGAAAAGCCCAAGAAAAAGAGAAGUUCAUGGAAACCAACACUAAAUAGCUGGGAUGCUUCCUACGAAUGCGCAAUGGAGACGAACAAGCCUUUCCAUUGCCCGGUACCCCUCUCGGAGUUGGUUGACCUUCUUGUGGAUACAUGGGAGGAAGAUGGAUUGUAUGACUUACAAAGCUGAGUUAAUUUGAUGUCCAAUUAUGCAGCUCAAAGGAGCCAAUUUUUCUGCCCUUUUUCUUGUUGUGCAAACUGGAAGGGACACAAGAAUUAGAUUUGUAUGAGUUGUGUAUAAUUUGGCCCUUGUAGAUUAUUAUAUUUAACCCAAUAUAGGACUCUUCUUGGU